CCGUGUUUAUAUUGAGGUCCGCGGUUUGGUUAGUGAUUACAUAGAUGCUGUGAUUUUCGAGGAUAAUUUUCAUGGCUUUUUAUAUUUAUCCAUCCCUUUUUAGGGUUUUAAAUUUCUGGAAUUCAAGGUGUUAGCCUCUUGAUGGCUAUGCCUACAAGUUUACAAUAUUUUCCUUCGAAUUAGAGUAGUUUUUACCUCCCUCAAUGCUCUCUGUCUGUGAUCAGCCCCCCCUGUUUGGUCUCUCUCACCAUUGAUUUCGACAACUGAAAAUGCUAUGUAUGAAGAUGUGGAUCUUGAAACCUGAAACCAUGCCUUUCCUUGAAGCAUCAAAGAAAGCUAUCAAUAACGUUUUAUGAUGAGUAAUCUUGGCAAGCCACUCGAAAGAGCCCGGGUCCAGACCAUGGAGCCCUCCGAACGACGCCUGUCGGAUUUGGAUGAGCGACCUGAAAAACCUCCAUCAAAAAGAGAAAUGUCGAAUUUGGUGUUGAUGAGGAACUCCACACUGGGUCAGUCAGCUCCUUCUUUAUCUUAUCAGAUGAAAGAGCUGAAUAUUGGUGGCAGGAGAAGUAGCCGAGUAAAUCAUCGGAAAAGUUUCAUAGCCAACACAUCACCAACAUUGCCUCGUUGUCAUUCACCCAUGUUAGGAAGUCCUCUGGAAAGUCCAAAAGUCUCCCCCUCAUUGCAUUUUCCUUUUGUUCCUGUUAAAAGAGUUUAUAAUCAUCUAAGUAGUGAUUGCAAAGCCGAUGGUCGUCGGUGGUCAGUGGCCUCCCUACCAUCAUCAGGCUAUGGUACAACUCCGGGUAGCUCCAGUGUCUCUUCUCAAUGUUCAAGUAUAGAAAGACUGCACCAACUCCCUAGUGCUCCAACCAAUGAUGAGUUACGACUUUUAUCACGACAUUUUUCCUCAAAUGAAAGCAAUCCCAGUGUUGAUGAUGACUAUGGUCACAGAUCACCGUUUAGCAGACCAAGAUCCAGGAGUUUAAGUAGUCCAAGCCGUUCUCCUGUGAUGGACAGUGAUGUUAUUCUGAUGAACACCAUGUACAAAGAAAGAUUCCCGAAGGCAACGCAUCAGAUGGAAGAAAAGUUGGUUAAAUUCAUUGAUGAGUCGCAAUCAGUACUGCAAGGAAAUUUGAGUGAAGCUUCUCUAGAUACCGCUCCAAUUUUGCGUUUCGUUCACCAUCAAAUAGUAGAAAUUGCCAGGGAUUGCUUGAAAAAGAGUCAAGAAAAACUCAUCACUAGGAGAUACUUCUAUGAAAUGUCAGAAAGUCUGGAAAGAUUAUUAAAUGAAACCAAAGAAAAAUCUCAAGAAGCUGUCCAGCUUUUAACUGGCACAAUCAACAGACUCUUACUAAUUAUCUCCCGCCCGGCGCGGCUACUUGAAUGCCUAGAGUUUGAUCCGGAAGAAUUCUACCAUCUUCUGGAAGAAGUGGAAGGACACGCAAAACUUAACCAAGCAAUCAAAGCAGACAUUCCUCAGUACAUAAUUAGUAAGCUAGGCCUCAAUCGAGAUCCCAUCACAGAUAUACAGCAUGGAGGGCUCUGUGGUGCUGGUUCAUUAGAGAGAGUGAACAUCUGUCCCCCUUGCACAUCCACCCCAAAGCAGGAAUCAAAAUUUUCAAAAGCACCGUGUGAAGAUGACUUUGAUUUUAUUAAGCUCAUCUCAAAUGGAGCGUAUGGCGCAGUGUCACUUGUGAGGCACAAAGAGACAAAGCAAAGAUUUGCCAUGAAGAAGAUUGUCAAAAAUAACCUGAUGCUCAGGAAUCAGAUUGAGCAAGUCUUUGCAGAGCGGGACAUCAUGAGUUUUACAGAUAACCCAUUCGUCGUCAGCAUGUACUGCAGUUUUGAGACAAAGAAACAUCUAUGUUUAGUGAUGGAGUAUGUUGAAGGAGGGGAUUGUGCAGCAUUAGUGAAAAAUAUUGGACCUCUCCCACCAGACAUGGCCCGAUUUUAUUUUGCUGAAACUGUAUUAGCAGUUGAAUAUUUGCAUAGUUAUGGUAUCGUUCAUCGUGAUUUAAAACCAGACAAUUUACUUAUCACUGCAACUGGUCAUAUCAAAUUGACCGACUUUGGUCUGAGCAAAAUGGGAUUGAUGUCAUUGGCUACAAACUUGUAUGAAGUUUACAUUGACCGAGAUGCAAGACAGUUCUCUGACAAGCAGGUGUUUGGGACUCCGGAAUAUAUUGCCCCUGAAGUAAUCUUAAGGCAAGGUUAUGGCAAGCCUGUGGAUUGGUGGUCGAUGGGAAUUAUUUUAUAUGAGUUUCUGGUUGGUUGCGUUCCAUUUUUUGGCGAUACUCCGGAAGAACUAUUUGCCCAUGUUGUCAAUGACGACAUUGAAUGGCCAAGUGAUGAUGAGUGGGUCAUUCAAGCAGAAGCAAAAGACAUCAUUACAGCACUUCUGCAGCAAAAUGCACGCAAUCGCCUGGGUAGCGCAGGACCGCAUGAAGUUAAAGAGCAUCCCUAUUUCUAUGGAGUUGAUUGGAAUUCACUUUUGCGUCAAAAAGCAGAGUUUGUUCCUCAACUUGAAAAUGAUGAAGACACCAGUUAUUUUGAUUCGCGGCUGGAUCGCUACAACCAUGACCUUGGAGAAGAUACCGAUGACAAUGACGAGACGUUUUUGCUGGGAUCUUUCUCUUCUUGCUCUCCUCAGUAUCGGAAAGUUGUCCCACCUCAAGAUACUAUCGGCUCUUCAGUAAAAAAAGCUAUUUUUACUGUUGGAGACUCAGGCCAAUCGGAAGAUCAACAGGAAUCUAGUAAUGGUCACGAUAAUUCAGAUCUGGAAAACAGUCCUCGAAGUGGAGAUAAUUCUCUGACGAAUCGGGCUAAUUUCACCAUAAGCACACCAGAGUCGUCGCAAACUGAUAGUGAUGAUGUCUCCCCCCAGAUCCACCGCAAGAGGAGACUCCAUAGUAAAGAGGAGUUGCCACGUUUCUCAAUCUCAGUCGAGGAAGACCAAUCUCAUGACACAUCAGGCACACUACAAUCAGUCUCAUCACCUGAUAUGCACAAAGAUCUAUCUGCUGUUUUUGAAAAGAGCAAGAAUUCUCCCGAUAAAUCUAACUUAUUGCGGAUGGCUGUUUCUCCAAUCUCUCUUGGAGGCAAGCAAAAAUCAAGAGCUGUGAUAAAAAGUUUCUCUGCCUCAGGUCUCUCUCUCAUGAUUCCCUCAGAUGAAUUUCCACAACCUAUACAGUCUCCUGGUGGUUCAAGCACAGCAAGUUCUAGAGAUACAUCUCCCUGUCGGGAGUUAUCACCUUUAGUCAAUUCAUUAAAACCACCGAUCAUUAUUCGUCGGGGACCCUCAGGAUUUGGAUUCACUGUCCACACGAUACGUGUGUACUAUGGUGACUCAGAUUUCUACACAAUGCACCAUUUAGUUAAGGCUGUUGAUCCAGGUAGUCCAGCAUUUGAGGCUGGAUUGCGCCCUGGCGACUUGAUCACUCAUAUUAAUGGCGAAGCGGUCCAAGGCCUAUACCACACGCAUGUCCUACAGCUGCUCAUGACAAACCGAGAUAAAGCAUCGCUAAGAGCAACUCCACUAGAAAACACAUCCAUCCGUACUGGUGGUCGUAAAAGAGAACCAGGUCAAGGAAAACUGGCUGCAUCUCGCAAAGCCCAUCAAAGAGCGAAAAGAUCUCAGCGCCGAGGAGAGUUCCCUGCAGACCCUAAACGUCGUCAACAUAAAGCCUCGCUUUUCCGCAAAAUCAGCAGUAAAAGAGCAAGUGCUGAAAUGCAACAGCUUGGUGCCAGUGCAUCCUCUCCAUCCAUUCCAACAGUGUAUGCAAACCGUAGUUUUCAAACAUUCUCUCGUUCACUCUCCUCCAAUCAAGAAACAAUUCCAUGCUCUCUCUCACCUCAAAAAACGCUGGUCCGAUCUCCAACAAGCCGAGCUCCGCCACCCUCACCAGACUCGCCAUGCUCGCCGGAAUCGUCACAAUCUUCCUCUGGUUCAUCCUCCUCGUCUCCAGCUCCAUCUGGCUCAGGCCAUUUCCAGCGGCCAUCCACUCUCCACGGUCUGAAACACAAACUUCACUCAGCCUCUAAAGGUGUUCACACGCCCAACCGUCGCAAAUCAGUCGGACACAUUCCUCUAUCACCUUUAGCACGCACCCCUUCUCCCUCCCCAUUACCUGCCUCCCCUACUCGGUCACCCUCACCCCUAGCUUUUCCACCAGGACAUCAGCCGGGCAGCUCAAACCAAACUCAAUCGUACUCCCCAGGCCCAGUUACUUCAAAGAAAAGCUUUGGACGACCAAAAAAUGGGGAGCCUGGUUCCCCUCUGCUACGCAGGGCUCUUUCACCAGACCGUCUUCACCCAAGAAGUGCUGAGGCCAAAAAUAAUUCCAUCUCACCCCUUUGCGAUCCAGCUUUGAAAGUAAUUUUGCAUGCGCCCAGGGUCACGGUCACCUCCAAGUCACCACCAACCAGUUUGCGACCUGUGGCAGAAUGUGAAGGUCAAGAUUCUGAAAAAUCUCAUGAAGGGCCUCCUCGCUCAAAACUGGCAGAAAAACCUCGCAGUUUUGAAGAAGAAAGAUCAAGUGUCCUUUUCGCCAAUACAGCUAGCCCAGAGCGCAAGUUUUCAAAAAGUGAGGAUCGGAGCGAGUGUGAAUUUCACCCAAGUUCUCACUCGUUGCCGAGAAUUGCUGAAGAAAAAGACUCUCCAGCAGCGAAGGAUGAUCAAGAGCCUGAAUCGACACCAGUCGUAACCCACAAGUCCAAGUCAAAAAGCUCCCAAUCAAAGAGUGGCUCUCGGAAAGGGAAAAAUAAAGAUAGGUCGAAACAUGAUGACCAAGAAGCAAGUAAAAGUGGAGAAAGUAAGUCCAAGUCAACCUCUGCCAGGUCGAGAUCUUUGGAAGGGGUCGAAGGUGGAUCCAGUCAAGAUGCAGGCAGAAGAUCUGCAAGAGAUAGGCGUGAGCUCUUCAAAUGUUCCUCAGUCAAAGAAUAAUCCUUUAUUUUACUCGGUAGCCAUUCAUUUUAUUCAGGUAAAUUAUGAAAGUUCAAGCUUGAAUCCAACUUAAUUGUUCAAGCCUCUUAGUUCUAUUUAAUAUUGUUCCACUCAAUACAUAAAGGGCCUAAGGGUGUACAACCUUUUUCUUAGGUUUGCUGGUUUUUUCUAAAUCAUGUAAACGAUAUUUUAAUCGCAGAAAUCACCCUGUUACAUCUUGUUUCUUACAAAUUUCUCAAUUUUUUUUUUAUUCAAUUUGUUUCCGCUGUCUUUCUCAUAAAUUCUCAGAGAAAUAUAUAAUGGCAUUGGUUCUCUAUUAAGUAAAAUAAGAGGGCUCUUCUCUGGUUUUUCUCUUCCUGACUUAUUUCAAUGAGUGUGCUGUACUAUCAGAUAUUUUGCAUUAUAAAUUAUUUCAAGUUCGUAUUUAAGGUAAGUAGGGAUAAAAACUGCAAUUUUAACUUUUUAAUAAUUACUUCUCUUACAAGAAUGAACCGUUCAAGAGUUACUUGAAAAUUUUCCUUCAAUUAAUUUAAAUUUAUUCUCAAGGAUUUUGGCAAAAUCUCUCUCAUUACAUUUGCUCUCAUUUAUUUUAAAAUCACACGAAAAAAUCAGCAACGAGUUGAAAACGUUACUUGUUAAAUGAGAAACUAUCUUGCGACCGUGAUUUUCUUAUGAUUUGUUAAUUUAUUUUAAUAGGUGAAAAGGGUAAAAGGGAGUUCCUGGAUCAUGAGACCAAUUCGCUAUUCUGCAGAAAAUGGUCACUCAGCAGCAACAUUGUCUGACCUCAAUUAAAAAUUCAAAUGAUUCAGUAGCCUUAUCAGUAAUUUUUGAGAGAGACAGUAAUUUUUGUCUCCCUCGAUAAAUGCUUCUACAGAGCACAGCAUUUUCCUUGUGCAGAUAAUUAAAGGUGCGAAGAUUGAUCGGGAUCAAAACCCUUCCUGUAUGCAUGAUAAUUAGAGAGUAUCUCCUCUUGUAAAAAUGGGCAUAAUUGUCAGGAAAAGUCUAUUCGCUUGUUGUAGACGCUACAUUUUAAGUAUCUUGUAUGUUUAAGUAACCCCUUUUUGUGUGAUAAUACCUUUAAAGUUUUAUCUUUCUCUUAACUAAAUUAGUUUGGUUUAAAGUCCAUCGCUACUAUGCUAUGGGAGAACGCCAUGUGAACCAUCACCCUGAAACGGAAUUAAUUGUAUUUGAAGUCUGAAAAGGCCUUUGAUGUUAAUAAUAUUUUGUUGUUGUUAGUGCAAAUCUUCCUCAAUAUUUUUGAAGCACUUGCACCAAAGCAGAAAAGUUGUCACUUUCUCAAGCGAAGACUUCUCUGCUUUUGCCACCGAACAGAAUUGUUUUGAUAAUCCAUGAAUCACUAAAAAAGUUUCUUUGCUUACAUGGCGAUCUCUCUUGGGAUAGAAGAUUAGUCCAAUUCAGUGAUACAUCUUCAACAUGUCUAUUACAAAAUUAAAUCGUAUCGUAUCAUAAAUUCGCUGUUAGUCAUCUCUAAUAUUCAUCUCAUUUUAGAAAUUCUCGCUUGUCUCUAUUUUGUCUAUAUUUUUUUAUUCCUAAAUGCAAAUGCACUAAUCAGGUGUCGCCUCUCUGUUUGAAGACUAAUCCGAAAUUCUUUUGUCCUAAGGUCAAUUCUGUGGACAUCCCUCAUUCAUUUUAUUUAUUUUUUUACCUUCAUUUAUACUGAUUUCAAUCACUAUCUCAAGUGAUACAAAGUAUAUUUUGUGAUAAGAAAAAAUCAUCUCCUUUUUACAAUCAAAUAAGAAUUGUGUGUAAAAUGAAAGUAUUAACGAACUCAUUUUUUUCUUUAAAUUUGUACGUGCGACUUAAGUUCUCUCUUGGUGUCCAACAAUUUCGUAAACUCAGGAGCCAAACUUUCCAAAAUUUCAAAGCAAUUUUUUGCUUUUAUUUUAUUAUUUAAUCAGUGCAAACUUGAACAGUUACAGGCAUUUAAUCGGCCAAAAAUAAAAUAUUUAAUUCAGAAUUUCAGAUGCAACAAAUUAGAUUGAUAAUGAAUGAUCAUGAAUCUCUCUCUUUUUCAACUACAAUUUCCAAGCCUUCAAAUACAAGUUUCACAUACUUGAUCAUUAUGAUUGUCAUUUCUAACUGUUAGUAUCUAUAAUGAUGAUCUUUCAAUUCUAUUCUCUAGUUCGUUUCUUUUGGUCAUCUUGAUGAGAAUUGUUAAGGUAGAAAAGAAAGCAUUUGAAUUCACUGUACUCUAGUGUGAGAAUCAAGGAAAUAAAAUGUGGAACAGCAGUAAAUCUAUCAAUAGACAUAGUGUGAGGAAAGGUUUUCAAUGUUUAAUUGAAUGUUCAAAGUUACAUCAAUUCAAACCUACAGCCUUGAAUUUGCUGAUUGGACUAAGUGUAGAAAUGUAUUUUUAUCAUGUUAAAUUUAUGUCACUUAUGCACCUGAGUUUGCUCUUAUUGUUGUUAAUUUGAGGGAAAGUCAUAGGGUCGCAUGCAACCGUAGGCUAGUGGAGCCUGAGGGUUUGUUGAGCCCUGUAAUUGAAAUGCCCUCAGUGUACAUAUACUCGUGUGGUUGUCUGUAGGUAUAUUUUAAUUAUUUUAGCACCUAUUUGUCAGUGUUAUUUUCAUUCUUGUUGUCAUGUCUACUAGUUAGACUGUACAACUUGUAGUUGACCCUCCAUUUGCAUCAAUUCCAAUGUAAUGUCACUAAUUUGUGUCAUGACUUGGAACCUCUGUCAUCAUCAAAAUCUUCCAUUUUUAAUUUUCAAAAUUCCGGAAGAGCUUUAUCUUAAUUCUGCCGUGAAACAUGUCAAGCAAUGGAAUAAAAAAUGUGUCCCCUGUUAGGAUGUAAGCAUUUUUCAAUAUUCGUUGCAGCAUUUUUGUGUGAAUCUAUUAUUUCCCCAAUAUUCUUUGUGCAGUUGUAUCAGAGACUAAAAUAUUAUGAAUUUGGAGCGUCAACUACACCUAAACUGAGCUUUUCAUACAGUAUUCUAGCAAGAAUCAUCUUGCAGGCUAAACUUUGGAAGCUACCGUUAAGUCUAUUGAAAUAAGUUGUGAGAGCUUAAUUAAUUAUACUGAUGCCAAUAGGUCUCCCUAUUCCAAGGGUAUUUUUUAUUUUAUCAUUAGGGAAUCAUUUGUGAUCAAUUUUUUUCCUACUAUACCUUGAUUUGUUUUACUCAGUUAUUUGUUAGGUACAUAUUGACCUUUUAAAGAUACCAGGAAUAUACCAUCAGAACUUGCAUUUUUAGCGUUGCAAAUAUUAAGUUUGUGGACUGUCAUCUACAUUGUUAUCUGUGAGAUAUCUUUGGCGAUAACAAAUAUUUCUGGUCUCUACCAUUUAGGCUCACCAUCCUACUUUGCCUAAGAUAAUUUAUCUAAGUGCAAUCCAAGAGAAACUUGACACUAUUUCCUUGAGAAUUUUUUACUGCAUCCAUGACCUAGUUGAGUUAUCAGUGAAAAUCGUUUGCUUCAAAGUGCCAACUCAAAUUUGUGAUUUCAAUCAAUUUGCUUAUUUUUUGGCCAAAAAGGUGUUUUUUUUUUUCUUCUUCUAUUUAGUGGAGUACAUGAACAAGUUAAUCAAAUUAUAGUGAAGGUCUCCCAAUUCUUUCUGUGAUUUCGCCCAAUUUUCUCUCUCACUUCACAGCAAGGUGAAUCUAUUUUUGAUUAAUUUAUCACUUAAAUUUCUCAUAAAUACUGAAAACAGUAAUUUCAGUUCGAUUUCAUCUAUCACCUAUCGACCGAAAUGUACGGUGUAAUACUUAUACCUCACAAGAUAUUCCUCCUUACCAACAAAACAUCCGGUUUUUUUUGUGAUUAGUUACUCAUUAAAGGAUGCACACCUUAAGAUGUAUAUCGAUUCACCUUGGAUUAACUUCAAAGUCCUCUCCAAGUUGUACUGCUGAAAUCCUUAGCUUUCCACUGAUAAUGGACGACUGUUGUUUUGAUCUGGUAUUUAGUUAAACUGCCAUUUAAGUUAUAUAUUGUUUCCCCUUUUUGAAUGUUUAUAUUUUUGUGUGUAAUGUCAGUAGUGACAAAGCUUGGUGGCGUAGUAAAUUAGGAACCAUGUUUGUCAUUAUUGUGUGUACAGUAUUUAUUAUUGACCUACUAUGUUAAGUUUUAUUUUGUUCUUUUUGCUCUUUGAGAUCUGGGAAUCUAAACUCUUCUUGUCCAAAGGAAAUCGAGCUUGCAUCCCUCUCUAAAAAGAUGCCGCUAUAAUUUUACUUAGUUUUUCAAAAUCAUCAGUCAAACACAUCACAUAUUAUGAUGCCUUGAGCUCUAUGUAUCGCACCAGUGUCCAUCUCUCUGGUGCGAAAAUUUUUUAUCUGAUGGGCAAAUAUUUUUGAAGCCAAGUCCAAGAAAACAAAUUUCAGUACAACACAAGUUUGAUGACUAUGCUUUCAAAUUUCUACAAAAAUACUGUAAAAAGUUUGAGAAAAAACCCUCAGAUUUUCUUAAAAUUAAAUUUCCUCUGUCUGAUUAACCACGUCAUUGUAAAUCUGUCAAAGAGUGUGUAAACUGAAAAUCAAGCAAUCGAUUUGUGAAUUGCAGGUGUUUUCUAAGUUUGGUAUUUUCUUCAAACAAUGUCAUUAAAGAACUUAUUAACAUUUUACUUUCCCAUUGGAUAAAUAUGAUACGUAAUAUAUCUCAGGUUGUUUGUUGUAAUGCAUUCAAUUUUCAUUUUUUCAGUGUACAAAGAUAUUCCUGUAAGAGGCCCAAAGAGAUUGCCGUUUUUUGUAAAAAUACACCAUAAAUUAUUGACUUUUGAAGCCAAUUCGCAAUGAUGCAGGCUCAUAUUAUCUCAGCUUUUUUAAAACAAGAAGACUAGAUUUUUCUGACCUCAAAUGUUUGCGAUUCAGUUUCAUCACAGAGUACUCAAUUAGGAGGUAUCUGCAUUUUGUGUCUAGUUCCCUCUAGUCUAACCAUACCAGUGUUUAAAAUCACUUGUUCUCUCACUCUCUGCACACAUUUAUCAGAUUUUGUAGUCUUUCUAUGUUUGUGAAGUAAAAUGUCUGUAUUUUUCUUCAGAAUAACCUGACCAGAAUUUACACCUCAUGCUUGAGCUCAUUUCUACUCUAAGUAGUUUACAAAAUAGGUCACUCUGUAGGCAGAUUAUUCAAACUCAUUAAUUAUCAAGAAAUCAGGAUGAAACAAAGCUGAUAUUGAACAGUGACAUCUAUUGGUUAAAUCUUUCAACACCAUUUUGUGUUGUGAAUUUUUCAUAGGCCGUUGGUAAAACUUGCUGUAAUAUUCAAUUUUAAUUUAGCCAUCAAAUAGCCUCCAUGAUCCAACUAACUAAUAAUACCCUUUAAUGUCAACUUAACCGUAAAGUAACCUGCCAUUAAUCUACCAACUUUAAUUAUCAGCCCUCAGCCUUGCUCAUUGAUGACCAUCCGAAAGAGGUAUAAAUUUUGGACAGGUGUAUCAACUGAAUUUUUUUUUUUUAAAAUGUCAGUCUCUGUGAAGUCGAUUCGCUUUCCUCUACGAAGGAAAAAAUAUUGUAAUGUUAGUCUUAAUGCUGUCUACCAACUCGUGAAAUAUUCAUCAACGCUCCUCCUCCAUCCCCCUUUUCCUACCCUUUCAAUGUGCUUUAUUUACAUUGUUUUAAUCAAAGCAUUUAAGCAUCAACUCAUGAUAAAUAGACAAAUUGCUCUAAUUUUAGUCCGAUCUGUUUGUGCUGUAACUUUGCCAGCACCAACAUAUGUAUAUGGUCAUAAAUCUAUCAGUCAGGUUGAUGCUUUACAGGGAAAUUUAUUUUCUUUCUCUUCAUAGCUGUCAAAAAGAAAGAUUGCAAAUUUUUAUUACGCUUUUUCUGUCAUGAAAAUCUCUAACAAAAAUUCUGCAAUAGCUCAACAGGUUUUCCUUCUUUUCUUGUCGAAAAGAAGUAGAAAAUUCUGCCUUUGUAAACAGUGAGGAGCCGAUUUUAGGCAAUAAAUUCUCUGUAAUUUAUUCAAUCCAUUCAUUGUCCAUUAAGUUUUCUUUUUUUAAUCUGAAUUCAUUGUGUGUAAAAAUUUAAACUGCACAAGCAGAAUUUCAUGAAUCAAUACCCUUUAGGUAUUAUCCUUUGAACUUUAUGUACAUAGGUUUUUGUAAAUGAAACCUGCUUUCCCUCUCUCCUUGUAUUAGUUUUAAUCAAUUUUUACCAUUAAUACUUUGAUUGGAGCUAUCUGCUAGAUGCAUUGAAUACGAGUAUUAAAGUUCCCCUUCUCUUAACCUGUUAAUGUUUGUUAAUUUUGUGUAAAUAGAUUAUUUAUACUUACCUACUUGGUAACACUUAAGAUCCAUCAAGAUGGGGCGCAUCAUGCCUUGAUUGGUGCUCGAAAAUGUCUUAAAACCUUUUGAAUUGAUUUUAAGAAGUCUGAUGCAGUUAAGCAGAUAGAUGUCUGAGUUUUGUAACAAUUUUCAAUCCAAAACGUUUCAAGACAUGAUUUUUUGCCUCAAUUUACCCUUGAUAUUGAAUGGAAAAUCCUUGGUUUCUACACUCAAGAAUGCAGUAACUUUACACAAUACCACAUGGGGAUUAAAAUGUAAUUGGAAACUUACAACUUUAAUUGGUGUGCAAAUGUUAAAGCUGGAAAAACACGUAUCCCAAUGUAUGACGUUGCGAAUCUUCCACCAUGCCAAUUUUUUUAUAUGAAAAAUUGAACAAUGUAAUUUCCUGAAAAUUUUGGCUACUUUUCCUCGUGGUGUGAAGAACACUCUGUAAAAUUUGAAGCAAUUGUGUUUUCCAUUUCAACAAUAUAAAACAGCAAAAAUUUUUAAACAUCAAAAUCGAGGUUCGUGUUUUCUCCAGUAACACCAUUAAUAUGUUAUCUUUAUUGUUCAUUCAAUGUCUAAGAGAAGAGUGUGAUGAAUAUUUUCUGAUAUCCAAAAUUAAUUAAUACCUGUACCAAUUAACCUCUCAUCGUUUAAAUGAAAGGAAAAGGAAUAUGUUGAUUAAACAAUGGAAUUCUUUUUUAAAAA
Messenger RNA from Bemisia tabaci, 11862 nucleotides. RefSeq names its product microtubule-associated serine/threonine (MAST) protein kinase dop (gene dop). The record is from RefSeq and is a predicted model, not a curated record. Gene Ontology annotation, molecular function: protein serine/threonine kinase activity; protein binding; magnesium ion binding. Lineage: Eukaryota; Metazoa; Arthropoda; Insecta; Hemiptera; Aleyrodidae. Gene Ontology annotation, biological process: intracellular signal transduction; peptidyl-serine phosphorylation.